AGUGUUAAACUAAAGUGAACGUCGAAUUGCUGAAUUCAUGAUCGAGGCAGCCUGUGGAAAUGGCAGAAAAUGAUGAUUAUUUAGAUUCUAUUGACAACAAUCAUUUAGACGGACCCAACGGUUCCCUGAAUAUGACUGACAGCAGCCUCGGGGGUGAAAAGUGCAUGACAUGAUCAGCUUAUAUACAUCCAACUGAAGUACUUAUGCCUCCUCACAUUAAAGGAAGAGGUUUGGGCCGUAGUCCAUCAUGAUGCCCAAGGUGGAUUAAUUGAUGGUUGGAUUUUUAAACUACUGGCCAGUCUAGUGUCAGAAAUUUCAUGUCACCCAUUUUCUGACACGCAUAAGGGACUGCUGUCAUUAGAGAACAUCAGGAAACCAGGGGAAGUACCCUCUGUGCUAAUUUAGGAUAUAGAUAAUCUAUGUUACUUUAUGUGCUGUAGACAAAUAUCAUCAAUAAUUAUGGGCGGAGAUGAGGCUGCUGGUGGCGCGGUGCCCGACCUGGCCGCCAUCAAGGCGCGGGUGCGGGAAAUGGAGGAGGAGGCAGAGAAACUGAAGCAAAUGCAGACAGAGGUUGAUAAACAGAUGAGCAUGGGGAGUCCGCCCGGGCUCACAAGCCCGUUAAACAUGUCAUUGGAGGAGAAAAUCGAAGCCGAUAACAGAUCGGUGUACGUCGGCAAUGUAGACUACGGCGCCACUGCCGAGGAGCUAGAACAACACUUCCACGGAUGUGGAUCUAUUAAUAGGGUUACAAUAUUAUGUAACAAAUUCGAUGGUCAUCCCAAAGGAUUCGCGUACAUAGAGUUUGGUGAUAAAGACAGUGUACAGACAGCGAUGGCAAUGGACGAAUCGCUAUUCAGAGGGCGACAAAUAAAGGUGAUGCCAAAGCGCACGAACAAGCCGGGGUUGUCGUCCACGAACCGUCCGCCGCGCACGCAGCGCGGGCGCGGGCGCGGCUUCCGCGGCGGCUUCUCGCCAUACUACUCCGGCUACCGACCCGUGCGCCGCGGCAGAGGCUACAGACGCACCAUGUAUUACUCCCCUUACUGAGUGCGGUAGAGGGGGCCGCGAGCCGCCAUAUCUCGUAUGAGCAAGUGCGUGCGGUAUAACUAGUGCGGUUCGCUGUGGCGACCGAGCCCCCGACAUUACCUGCUCGCCUCCACCACUGGACUGUAGCGUCGUCUUAAUAUAUUACACCUUGUGUUACUUGUAGGUAAGGAACAAUGUUACACCGUUGACUCUAACGUACACCAGAUAAAUUCAAAUGACUUUAUUUUGUAAUUACAUAUUGGUAUUACAUAUAGAAUGAACUGACAAUUAGGGUAUGUUGUGCUGUUUUGUAUUGUAAGAGUAAUGAGUAAUGACGCUUUCUAAGUUGUUUAUGUUGACUGGUCCGUGUGCCGUCGGACGUUUAAAUGUGGUUGAUUUGUUUACAAUCAUUAUUGUAUUAAAAAUGCGUUCGCGCUAGAUACGUUUAGCAAUACUUAGUGUAACACUCUUGUUGGAGAUAUAAUUUUGUAAUUCUGUAAUUGAACUAUGUUCAUACUGUAAGGUGUCUAGACUAAAGUGUAAUGUAAAUGAGAGCUAUAAUCACUAGAACUGCUAGUUUAGACACUUCACACGACGUGAUUAAAUCAACGAGUUUUAGAUAAAUAAAUGCUGAAGGCCUAAUCGCGUCGUGUGAUCAAUGUUAACUUUUAACAAGCUAAAUCCAUGUACCUCAUUAGAUAAUGAUCAAUUUACUAUAUCUCAUAAAGUAACAUAUUAUUAUGUUUAAAAGUAAAAUGUGGCCCUAUAAAGUGUUACUGAUUUUCCAAUGCUACUCAAAUGUGAUUUGUAUAAAUAUUUGAAAUAAUUUGUGAACUCAAACACUUCUUACUUCUACAAUAUUUCAUUAAAGGGAUCUUGUAAUUAAUCAACGUCACGGUACAAAGUAUUGUUAGAUUUGGAAUUUUGAUAAAUAGUUGUGCGUGAUAGAACUGUAUGUUUGAGAUGCAAAUUUACGCAGAUGUAUCCUUGCCUUUAAAACUUGAAUAUCACUACUUCAAAAUACGGUUUCGUUUUGACCGCAUAUCGUAAUUUGUCUGAGUUUUUUUUUUUAUUGAAAGCCCACCGUCCAUGGCCAUCGGUAUCCACAAAAGUAUUACGUCAUAAUUUUGGAAACGUUGAUGACUUGUGAUAAAAAAUGUAUGACGAUUGAGUUUGACUGAUUAAUUUUAAUUUCUAAAUCUGCGGUAAGUUAUUGGAAAACAGUUGUUUGAUGCAUAAGUGUUUGGACCAAUAUACGGCAAAAUCUUCGACCAACGGAAGAGUUCAUUUCUAGGCAAAGACUUUGGCUUCCAACCAUUUUUUACAAUCUUCACAGAGCGAUCUAAGGGUGCGUACAAUUGUGACGCAUGCGCGUGCGUCCCCAAGCUCAAUAGGCUGCGCUAAUGCUGUCACACAUUAUCAAUAACCUUAUAAGGUGUAUAGGAGACGAGCAGUUCGCGCAUUAUGCGAGACAUGGAGUAAAGUAGCGCGCAACAGUUAUAGUCAGUGCGCGUGACGCGCAUUGGUCACGUUUGGAUGCACCCUUAUGAUUCUCAUGAAGGAAGUUUUUGUUUUAUUUUACCGAACUGCAAUACUUAAUUCUGUGCCAAAUUUUGUGACUGCUCUGAAUGAUAUUUAUCGUCACAAAAUAUUCACAAUAUCGCACGUACGGCAACUUCAGAGCGGUUGAAAAAUUUGACAUGAACUUUAGGAGAAAUCUGAACUUCCUGCUUUUAUGUCCAAAUGUCGAUGUUUUCAAUUACGAAACUGUGUGUAGAGAGAUAAUAUCUGUGGUAUGUCAUUUAAUUAUUACAAUUGACUAUAAUUUGUCCUAUAUUUGUAGUUUUUUUAUAGAAUUGUCCAGGUAGGAACUGUGGUCCCAUCUAAUUUGUGCUUAAAAAUAUUAUGUAAAUAAAAUUGACAGUUGACACGGUAUCAGCAAUGAUAUAGUAUCGAAAUCUCCAAAACUGUGGAUUCAGUGUUAUAGACCUUACGGAGUACAUAACUAUUACAUUAAUAACGUUACAACUUGAGUUAUUCAAUAGCGUACAGUUUGCACGAGACAUGAGCUUUCAGUUAGUUGUUGUACGAGUUUAAAUUACAUCAAUACCUACUGUGUGUGCAGUUUUGAAACUAUUCUUGAUCUUGUUGAAGACCUCUAUCAUGUUUGGAUCCGUUCCUUACAUAGCAAUGGAAGCGGAAAACUCAAGUCUCGCAGUUACAAACCAUUAGAUAGAUAAAUUAGCUGUUUGCUAUCCACACUGGUACUAUUUUGUUCAUGCCGUGAGAGUGGUAUUUCAGCUGUCUAAAAUGUGAACAUCACGAGGAUAUGUACAAAUGUACGUGUGUAUUAAAAUUUGUUCACGAUGUAAAAAAAAA
Messenger RNA from Manduca sexta (tobacco hornworm), 3405 nucleotides. RefSeq names its product polyadenylate-binding protein 2 (gene Pabp2). The coding region runs from base 430 to 1047 and encodes 205 amino acids. Gene Ontology annotation, molecular function: RNA binding. The record is from RefSeq and is a predicted model, not a curated record. NCBI's taxonomy places the organism in Eukaryota, Metazoa, Arthropoda, Insecta, Lepidoptera, Sphingidae. The transcript is spliced from 7 exons.